Molecule: messenger RNA, 921 nt
Organism: Penicillium longicatenatum
Lineage: Eukaryota; Fungi; Ascomycota; Eurotiomycetes; Eurotiales; Aspergillaceae
Product: shikimate dehydrogenase family protein
Exons: 1
Coding region: 1-921 (306 amino acids)
Biological process (GO): chorismate biosynthetic process; shikimate metabolic process
Molecular function (GO): shikimate 3-dehydrogenase (NADP+) activity
Source: RefSeq, a predicted model, not a curated record
AUGUGGCAACAACAAGAUAUGGCCCUACACCUUGUUGGAGUUGGCGUCACACAUUCAAUUGCACCUAAUAUGCACAACUAUAUCGCAAAAACGCUCGGUCUUCCAUGGACCUUCUAUGCGACCGAGUGCCCGACAACAGAAGAGCUUGUCGAUCUGGCCAAGAGCCCUACCACAGCUGGUCUUGUUGUCACGAUGCCCUACAAGAAUAUCAUCCUGGAGCAUCUUUGUGAGCGGGAUGAGCUAGCGACCAUGAUCGGCGCUUGCAAUAAUGUUUACUACAAGAAUGGCAAUCCCAGACGGCUCUGCGGUACCAAUACGGACUGGCGAGGAGUCAAAGGCUGUCUCUUAGAGAAAGGACCAGAGGAGGGAAGGCCAUCUGCAGCAUCCCCCGCAUCGGCCUUGAUCGUUGGGGCUGGCGGAGCAAGCCGCGCGGCCGUCUAUGCUCUUACAGAGCACCUCCACUGUCCCACGAUCUAUGUUCUGAAUCGUGAUGAGGAUGAGGUUGUCAAUCUCAUUCGAGAUUCACAAAAGCUUCCAAAUACUCCAAACAUCAUUCAUGUCAAGGUAUUGGAGCAAGCAGAGAAAUUGCCGAGUCCUUACUAUAUCGUUGGCACUGUGCCGGAUCUUGAGCCCAAGUCACCAUCUGAGCUUGAGGUUGCUUCUAUGUUGAAGCAUUUCCUUUCGCGGGCGGAGAAGGGAGUGUUGCUUGAUAUGUGUUUCAAGCCGAGAAGAACUCGGAUGAUCAAGUUGGCAGAGCAGUUGGAAUGGCCUUGCGUUGAAGGAACCCAUGUCAUUGGAUAUCAGAUUGAAGAGCAAUGGCGGUUAUGGGCCGGGGAGGAACUCUGUAAGAAGUUGGAUCGACAGGGCGCAUGGGAUGUUCUUCUCAAGGCUGCGGAGGAAAGCACAGGAAUCAACUUCUAG